Gracilinanus agilis (Agile Gracile Mouse Opossum) is the source of this 1653-nucleotide messenger RNA. RefSeq names its product methyltransferase like 15 (gene METTL15). The record is from RefSeq and is a predicted model, not a curated record. The transcript has 6 exons. Gene Ontology annotation, biological process: rRNA base methylation. The coding region runs from base 115 to 1335 and encodes 406 amino acids. Gene Ontology annotation, molecular function: rRNA (cytosine-N4-)-methyltransferase activity. NCBI's taxonomy places the organism in Eukaryota, Metazoa, Chordata, Mammalia, Didelphimorphia, Didelphidae.
CUUGCGGCCGCUGCGCUCGGUCCCCUGCUCGGCCUUCAGUGCCCAAGUUGAGGCCAAUUAGAGCGAGCUGGACUUAAGUCCUCGUGUCCGAGCCAGAUUACAUGAGUUUUCAAUAUGCUUCGAUACCAGUAUCUUUGCAGAGUCUACAAAAGAUUUUUCCCAUACAGUUUUGAAACUGGCAUAUUCAAUAUAGGCAGAAGCACAAAAGAAAUUCAUUCUUCGGUCAGCAGGCACAAUGAAAUUGAAGAUGGAGAGCAUGCAAGUGAGUCCAAAGGAAAGGAAAUACAUAGUUCUCAAAGGGAAAAUCUUGAAACUAUGAAACAAUUACACAUACCAGUGAUGGUCAAUGAAGUUAUUAAUUGUUUAGCACCACGGCAAGGGCAGAAUAUUCUCGAUAUGACAUUUGGUUCAGGAGGCCACUCAAGAGCCAUUCUACAGAAGGAAUUGGAUGUUACCUUAUAUGUUCUAGACAGAGAUCCAGCUGCUUAUGCCAUAGCUCAACAGCUUUCAGAAUUGUAUCCGAAACAGAUUCGAGCUUUGCUAGGCCAGUUUAGCCAAGCCGAGGCCAUGUUAAUGAAAGUUGGAGUACAGCCUGGGACUGUUGAUGGAGUUCUGCUAGAUCUUGGGUGUUCCUCUAUGCAACUUGAUACUCCUGAAAGAGGUUUUUCCUUUCGGAAGGACGGCCCCUUGGACAUGAGGAUGGAUGGUGGCAGGUACCCUGACAUGCACACUGCUGCUGAUGUUGUGAAUGCCUUAGAUCAACAGGCUCUUGCGUUGAUCCUGAGAACAUACGGGGAAGAGAAGUAUGCCAAGAAAAUCGCUUCAGCCAUCGUUCAGGCACGCAGCAUCUAUCCCAUCACCAGAACCCAGCAGCUUGCCAGCAUUGUUGCAGGUGCCUUUCCUGCUGCUGCUUUGUAUGAAAGGAAAGACUUGCUCCAGAGAUCAACCCAUAUUGCUACCAAGACUUUCCAAGCCCUCCGAAUAUUUGUAAACAAUGAACUGAAUGAACUCUAUGUGGGUCUGAAGACAGCUCAGAAAUUUCUGAGGCCAGGGGGCCGCCUCGUUGCCCUUUCUUUCCAUUCACUCGAAGACCGCAUUGUCAAACGUUUCUUACAUGGAAUAGACAUGACAGAAAAGCUUAGUCCAAAAAGGAGACAGAAGAUAACUCAAGCCCAAAGUCUGUGUUUAAAUCCAGAAAAUGAAGAAUUCUUUAGAAGUUCAUCUCCCUUGGAAUGGGAAAUGAUACACAAGAAGGUGGUUAUACCGGAAAGUCAGGAGGUCCAAGACAAUCCUCGAGGGCGCUCUGCCAAACUCCGGGCAGCUAUCAAGCUAUAAAAACAAAGCUAUUACUUAUCCUUUUCCCUCAUUUUUAUCCAUAUCAUUUUUUAAAAUUAACUGUUGAAACAGCUCAAAUAAAAUGUUAAUGAUGUAAGAAAACCCAGGAUUUGAGGGGUUUUAGUAUCAUAUUUUGUGGAAAGACUCUAGGAACAUAAACACGGAAAGAAAAAUUCAGCACAAGAAUCUUUGUUCCAAGGCUAGACAAAUAAUUUCAUUUUAGGGGGAAAAAUGUUGUGGGAUUUUUUCAGCUUGUUCCCUAAUCAAGAAAAUGUUAAAUUGUAAAUGAAUGCAAUUUAAAGGAAAAUAAAUACUCUA